This is a messenger RNA of Ascoidea rubescens DSM 1968, 459 nucleotides long. RefSeq names its product zinc-finger domain-containing protein. The coding region runs from base 1 to 459 and encodes 152 amino acids. The transcript has a single exon. Gene Ontology annotation, biological process: mitochondrial electron transport, NADH to ubiquinone. NCBI's taxonomy places the organism in Eukaryota, Fungi, Ascomycota, Saccharomycetes, Ascoideales, Ascoideaceae. The record is from RefSeq and is a predicted model, not a curated record.
AUGUCCCUACCAAUUCUUAGACAAUCCAUCAAAAGAUCUACUUUCAUACGUCUAUAUUCUUCCGAAUCCUCCAAACCCUCUUCUUCUCCUGCUUUGCCUACUGUAAAAGAUGUUGGUACUCCUGAUAUAAAUAACGCCUUUCAACAAGCUCCCAACAGAAUCGCUCCUUGGUCUCAAUCUCAAAAACCAAAAAAUCAAAUAUUUUCCUCCCUCAGAUUUAUUCAAAAAGACUUGUCAAAACAACCACAACCUUAUUCUGCUAUGGAACUAAUCCAAAAACAUCCAAUCCAAUACAUCUCCAAAAACAUAGCUGUUUGUAAUGGAAAUAAAGGUCCUCACCAAGGUCACCCCAGAGUUUAUAUCAACCUAGAUAAUGUAGCUGCCGUACCAUGUGGUUAUUGUGGUACUCGAUAUGCAAAAGAAGAAUUUAAAGAUCUAAUUGAAAGCAAGUCUUCCUAA